Spea bombifrons (plains spadefoot toad) is the source of this 3066-nucleotide messenger RNA. RefSeq names its product establishment of sister chromatid cohesion N-acetyltransferase 1 (gene ESCO1). Bases 245 to 2935 code for a protein of 896 amino acids. Gene Ontology annotation, molecular function: protein-lysine-acetyltransferase activity. Lineage: Eukaryota; Metazoa; Chordata; Amphibia; Anura; Pelobatidae. Gene Ontology annotation, biological process: mitotic sister chromatid cohesion. Gene Ontology annotation, cellular component: nucleus; chromatin. The record is from RefSeq and is a predicted model, not a curated record. The transcript is spliced from 10 exons.
CGGCUGACCCCUUGCUGCUCCUCCCGGGAAGUUUCUCCUGUCGCUCUGCGUUUUCGGAGCAGCUGCCGGUGCUCGCUUCUUUUCCGGUUUGGAUUUAUUGGGGAGGAGAUGUGUGCGUUGCUGCUUGUCUUGUAACGACCCGCGGGUGGAAUAGAUCUGCAAUCAGUGCGGUUCGUUAUUAUAGGAGAAAGGGAGCCGAUGAGUUGAAAACACGGAUACUUCUGUUAUUCCUCUUCAGGCCGAGAUGACAUCGCAGAAAAGGAAGUCAUCUUUAGCGGGACCGACAUCUAAGCGGCAGAAGCUUGGUAACGAUGGGGAAUGUCCUUCUGUUACAACGAAGAAAAAAAACAGUGUUUCCAGCAAAUCUACACCCACCAAGUGCUUCCAAAAGAGGGAUGUACAGAAACCCAAACGUCAGACGGCUACAACCGAUAAAAGGAAUAAUGUUUCGCACAAAGGCAAGCCAUGUCCCCAAAAGAAAAACGCUUCCAAAAAUCCAGCAAAACCAAAAGCUCCGGUAAAAAAAGCCAUUGUGAAAUCUGUGCCGUCACGUCAAACAAAAGCUGUGCAAAAGACAAAAAGGACAGAGGCCAAAAAAGUCCAGACUAACACAAAAACUGCGAUCGCAAAGAGAACGGCAUCGAAAAUAUCCAAAGAGACUCCUCCUUCGAAGAGAAAAUCGGCGUUGACGCGUAAGUCUGCGGCGACGGCAUCGAAAGCCUUGAAAAAUACUCGGGCUGACGUGGCUAGACGCGGGUCCGGGUCUGUCGCUGUACAAAAAGGGAACGUUUUAUCCCAAAAAAAUAAUAGCAAAAACACUUCCAGAGGAACUGCGAAGAAAGAACAGUCCAAAACUAAUAACGUUAGCGCAAAAUCUUCAGUCCGGAAACCUGACGUGAAAAGUAAAAGACCCCGUAGAGGUUCGGAGCCUGGUGCUAAGCAAGAAAAGAAACCGCUCAGGAGAGUCGGUAUAACUGCGGGGAGCUCUGGGCAAAAGAAAACCAAGGUAGAUGGGCUGAGGAAAUCCGGAAGGGUUAGUCGGGUAAAACCAACAGCUCAGGUACAAGCACAAGGUGAUGAAGUAGCCACUGCUGAGCCAAAGGAGAACUCCAGGGGAAAGCGUGCUAAGCGACACGCUGAUGAUGCACAUAGUAGUUCCCCUUCAUGUGGCUCCUCAUCUGAGACAAGUAAGCCAAAAGCAAAAGUGUCUUCACCAACGCCUGUGAAACGCAAAGGAGCUGCCAAUAAACCUUCAGUAAAAAGGCAGAAAAGUGUGCAGUCUAAUUCAAAAGCUGAUAAACGCAAGGAAGCUCCCACUCCUUCAGAUGACCCAAAGGCCAAGAGAGUUAGUAUCUUGGACUUGUGUAGCGAAAUAGCUGGAGAAAUCGAGUCUGAUACAGUGGAAGUUGGGAAGGAGACACACGCUUGUCAAGAAGAACCCAAAGAGGACAAUCUGCUAGAGGAGAAUAAAGAAGAUAUGAAGCAGGUGACUGUCCAGUUGGAUCCAGCUGAAGAAAGCCCGGUUAAACCUUCAAAAUGUUUCUUUCCAAGUCGAAAAACAACACAGAUGAAACGUAAGCUUGAACAAAAGAACAGUCCUGUGCAAAAGAACUCAAAGUGGAAUAAAAUCAAGCUUAAAAAACGCAAUCAUUUGGUUCAAAGCAGUACACCCAGAAAUCGAGCUGUGCUUCCAAAUCUAGAUUCCAUUAAAGCAAAACCGCUUGCCCCAACAGCUAGCAAAUCCACCACAAGCACCUUGAGUUCUCCAAAGAGCGAGAGUCAAUUGUCUGAUAGCACGAACGCGGAACUAAGCAAACCGAUCCCGGAGAUCACAAAAUCCAGACCUCUGGCUGCCGUGCAAAGACGUUUACCUGAGAAGAGUGCAGCGAGGAAUGGCGUUCUGGAGAACCAUCUGAAGCAUGAGCUGGAAGUGGUACUUGAUGAGGGGUUUAGAUUACAUUUGGAUUCCAGUCCAGAAAAUUCUCCAUUUAAGAAAAACGACCCUUCUACAGCAACGCCGGUAAACGCGGAGGCACGAGGCUGUGCUUCCAAGCAGCUGGUCCAUGGCUUCCGUAAGGACCAGAUGGCUGCGGCUGCUGACAAGGGGAUUGCAGUGAAAACCCAUUCUUCAGCAGCAAAAUCCAGUCCUGCGGCCCCGGAUGUAAACAUUCAGAAAGAAAUUAAGAAGUUAAAAGAAAAAGAGAAGGACAGCAACAAGCAGCCCAUAAUUGACGCAGGGCAGAAGCGGUUUGGAGCCAUAUCGUGUAAUAUCUGCGGCAUGCUAUACACGGCAUCGAACCCCGAGGACGAGACGCAGCACCUGCUCUUCCACAACCAGUUCAUUAGUGCCGUCAAAUAUGUGGGCUGGAAGAAAGAGAGAAUAGUGUCAGAGUGUCCUGAUGGGAAGAUCAUAAUGGUGUUGCCGGAUGACCCCAAGUAUGCCCUAAAAAAGGUUGAUGAGAUCAGGGAAAUGGUGGACAACGACCUGGGUUUUCAGCAGGUUCCCCUUAGGCUCCAUUCCAGGACAAAAACUCUUCUGUUUAUUAGUAAUGAAAAGAAAGUGGUUGGGUGUUUGAUAGCAGAACACAUCCAAUGGGGUUACAGAGUGAUCGACGAAAGCGUUGCUGAAGGUAAAUCUGAGAACGAGCGUGCCAUUUGUGAGCGUGUGAAAGCGUGGUGCUGCUCCACAACCCCCGAACCGGCAAUCUGCGGAAUAAGCCGCAUCUGGGUGUUUUCCAUGAUGCGCCGAAGGAAAAUUGCCUCCAGAAUGCUAGAGUGCUUAAGGAAUAACUUCAUUUAUGGCUCCUAUCUGAAUAAAGACGAGAUUGCGUUCUCCGACCCCACGCCGGAUGGCAAGCUGUUUGCUACGCGUUACUGCGGCACCGGCCGGUUUCUCGUGUACAAUUUUGUCAGUGGACAAAAUCAAAUGAGCUGAAGCAUGGACUUCGCAUCUGGUCUGGUUCACAGAGCCCAAAUUUAUUUUUGGUAUUAUCCAAAUAUCCGAACGCAGCAGCCCAAAGGGCUACUCGGUUUUAGUAAAACUGGAAAACUAUGAAAAAAGUUUUU